UGUGAGCAUGUAACGUCUGUUCUGUGCACCUUCUUUCUUCUGUCUCCAGAUAAACAACUGCUAAGGACAGACUCCAGAGACAUGGAUAAGAGCACAGCAGCCUACUGAUUCUGUACAGCUGAUGAAAAUACGGUGUGUUAUGGCUGUUAGACUUAUUCUGCCUCCUAAUGAAAGUAUACCAACUGUCGACGGAAAAGGCUAAGAUCAUGGCAAUGUAUUUCUUAUUCUGGAGCCUAAUUCAACAGGACUAUUUCUGGGACUGCAGCUGUUCUGCAGAGCUGGUCUUCACGUCUCGUCCUGCAGACAGCCCAGCCAUCCUGAACAGCUCUCUCACACUGCCCUGCACUGCGUAUGACUCGCGGCAUCACCGGGAUCUGACCAUCCGCUGGUUGAGAGGCUCGGGGGACCCGAUAGAUGACCUAGGUGUUUGGGUUCACCAGCUGGCCAAUGGAUCUCUGUUCUUCCCCAGCCUGCGAGAGGCAGAUUUGGGGACCUACACCUGCCAGGCCAGCUCUGGUUCCUCUCUGGUCAACGCCACCAUCCACAUUUCCAAGGCCUAUUUGGACAGCGUGUUUUACAGUCCUGCAUCUCAGACGGUGAGGGCUGGUCAGAGCGUUUUCUUCAACUGUGUUUCUGGAGACAGCCUCCCUCUUGCUCAGAUCAGCUGGGAGAAAGACGGACAGCUUUUUAGGGAAGGAACUCAAAUUCAGGGACAAUAUGGAGGGGGUGAUCACAAGAAAAUAUCUGGGACCUUGCACAUUCCCUCUGCAUCCAAGGAAGACGAAGGAAAUUACACUUGUGUGACUCACAAUCCACUACUUGCCACAAGAAUGCAAAGUGUAGCAGCCUCUCUGACAGUGCAAGCGUUACCAUCCCCACUGGUAAUCAGCCAGGGCCCUGCCAACAUCACUGUCGUCACGGAGACCGAGGCUGUCCUGCACUGCUCUGUCCAGGGCGUCCCCUUCCCCACGGUACAGUGGUUCAAAAACAGCCAGCCCCUGCUGGAGGAAGAAGGGCACCUGAGCCUGGAGAACACGGGGCAGCUGCUUGUCUUCAAAAACGUCUCUUUGGAAGAUGAAGGAUAUUAUUAUUGUGAAGCCAGGAAUGGAGUAGACACAGUGACCUCCCAGACUGCUUACCUCCUCCCUGCUGUCAUGGACUGGAGGUUUGGUCAGCAGCCAGCGAACGUGUCUGCAAGACAGGGAGACUCUGCCACCCUGAUCUGCAGGCCCCCACGCAGCAACCCCCCAGCGACAGUCACAUGGUUUAAGAACAACAGGAUCCUGAACAAGAUGCCCCACUUCGUCCUCCUGGACACUGGAGACUUACUUUUUAAGAGGGUCAAGGAAACUGACAGAGGGAUCUACUUCUGCAGGGCAUCCAACUCCUACUUGUUCAGGGCUAUAUCUUCUGUAAAAGCGUAUCUCAAUGUGUUGGUUCCCCCUAAUGUCACGGUUUCACCUGCAAUGACGAUGGUGCCUCUUGGGUCAGCGGUGUCCUUCCACUGUCAGGCCUCCGGCAAUCCCUCACCGUCCAUCGUGUGGUACAAGCAAGGGCAAACUGUGAAGACGGGUGGAAAGAUAACAGUUGGGUUUAAUAAUGUGACUCUAUACAUCUCCUCUUUGAGGGCCUAUGAUGAAGGCUCUUAUACCUGUGAGGCUACGAAUAUCAUUGGGCAAUCCCGAAUGACAGCAAUACUGCAAAUAGCAGCUCCUCCAGUUAUCAUCUCUUUUGAGAACGAAAUAAAUUGCUCAGAAGGAGCAACUGUGGUUUUUCUAUGUGAGGCAGUAGGAGAUAGACCAAUCAGGUAUUCCUGGUACAGGAAAGGAAAUGAAACACAGAUCUCACUGCCGAAAAUGGUUAUAGACGAACACGGUUCGCUUCACAUUUCUAAUGUGAGUCGGAAUGAUGAAGGUGUGUAUCACUGCACUGCAGAGAACAGAGCUGGAAGAGACAGAAAAACCACAGCCCUCAUUGUAACUGCCGGAGACAAUCGAUCAAGUGCUGAAAAGCGGAACAUAGGAAGGGGCUCACCAGUCACUAACAGCGGCAGUGAAACGAGAAGAUAUGAUGCCCUUUAUAACGAGCACAGAGGUGAUCAACCACAGGAACGGAAUGGAGCCAACUCGACUGCCAAAGCAAGAGGUCUUGGGCCUGUGAGAGACAUGCAUGGAACUGCUGUGGGGGACCAUUUGGUAUUGUCAUGGCAACCACCAAUCUGGGAGGAAGGGCAUCCUGAUGGUUAUAAAAUUAGUUACUCCACAGUGCUAACCAGCCCUGCUCCUGCUGUUUCUACAUCAGUCACAGAAAUGGAACAAAGAGGGAUGUUAGAGCCUGAAUCUAAAGAAUAUGGGGAAGACCUUUCCAAGCCUCUUGAGCAAAGUGCUUCUGUGUCAACAUUUUUUUCCAUUACCAAACAAAAUGGAGUACUGACGACCGCUGAAACCAACGUGUCCAUUCAGGGUCUGUUGCUAGACCAGACAUACCUUAUUACUGUGGUGCCUUACACUGCAAAGGGAGAGGAAGGGAUCCCUUUACAGAGAAACGUCAAAACAGCCUCAGUUCCAAAAGGCAGUGUUACUGUGGCAGAACCAUCCCAGCCAGUUCUGAAAACACAGCGUGUUUCAUUGACAAGAUCUCCUCUGGAGAAGUCCCAGCCAUCAGCCAGCUCAGCUCCAGGAUCAAGGUUGACUUCAUCUGGGCCGAUAUUACACUUAAAAGUUCCGGACAUGGCUAAUAACACAAUAAUUACCUCUGCAUUCAUGGCCUCCCAGUCAGAAAGCCUUACGUCUGCUGCAGCCGGAUCUUCUGACAUCAUAAGACCAACUGACAUAGCUGAGUCUGAAGAGGUAGAGGCUGGUACAUCUUUGACAUCUCAGUCUGACAUGGAGCCCACUGGCCUGUACCUAACUUUGACAGCUGAAGGUACUACAAACCCUUCAGAGUCCUCUGGAACUCACCAAACCCAAGCUGCUAAUUCAUCCAAAUCAGCAAAUUCGGAACUGACCGAAUGGCCCAAGAAAAAUACUUCUCAGUCCCCUAUGAAGACCAGUGACGACACGGUCAGAGACAAGAAGCAAUCUUCUUGGCUCCCAGUGUUGGAGAAGCAUGAUAUCCCCAUUGUGGUUGGUGUGGGCAUCUCCCUAGCUUUAAUUUUUAUAACAAUGGGCUUUUACUCACUCAUCCAGAAGAACGAGCCAACAGAAGCAGGGCGAGGAUUGCUGCGCGGCUCUGGGACCUCCAGCAGGAACAGCAGCAAGCCAGAAACAGGGGCGACAUACGAGAACAGGGCUUUUGAAGAUGAUAAUUCAGUGGGCAUUAUAGAUCAAAGCUCUCAUUCAUCACCCCAAGCAAGCAGCCAGACGGCUCCCAGCACCGUCACAGUGACGGCCGAAUUGUCGCCGGAAGGACAACAGGAAGUCCUGGAAACCAUCCUGGAAAAUGUGACGGAGUCAGACCACAGCGCAUUACUGGGAUCUGCUCUGGAACAGGAAGCUGAACCGCCCCCUCAGAGCAAGAGAAGCCCCCCGACCCUCCACUCGGACAUCAAGCUUCAGAACAUAGACGGCUGGGGCAGCAGCCCCUCGCCCAGCAGGCAGGCCGGGGGCGGCGGUAGCGGCAGCAAAUUCGGACAAGGCCAGGAUGCCGAGCCGGCGCCGCGCCUGGCCGGCCGAGACGACGUCGUGCACACCUCCCUGACGCUGCAGACCACCGAGCCCGGCCCUGGAAGUACCACGCCCACCAGGCACGGGGUCGGACCCGGACCCGGCCCGGCUCCCGUUGUGCUGUCGCACUGCGUUUCGCUCAGCGACAGGGGCGGGCCGGGGAUAACCACGGUGGCCGUGGACGUACACUUCUAUCCGGCGAUGCCUUCCCCUGCCUCUGUCCCCGCACACGGCUCCCCCUCUGUCCACCCGCAGGCUCCUUUCCCAGAGUACGAACAGCAAAGCCCCACGGCGAACUACGUGCAAAGGACCUGCCUCUGAAGAUGCAGAAAGCGGGAGGAAAAUCUGUAGCCAAAAGAAGCAGGUACUAGACAUGCGGAGGCUACUUUGCGAUUUCAGGAGCCAAAUGCAGAGACUUCGACUUGCAAAACAAAUACUGCUUCUUUCAAUAAUCGGGUACAAUCUUAUAAUUUCUGUACUAACAUUGCAUUUACCAUUUUAAUCACCGUGUACAUUAAAAGCCACUUGUGUAAAACUUUG
Lepisosteus oculatus (spotted gar) is the source of this 4205-nucleotide messenger RNA. RefSeq lists its product as uncharacterized. Gene Ontology annotation, molecular function: cell-cell adhesion mediator activity. Gene Ontology annotation, biological process: axon guidance; homophilic cell-cell adhesion; dendrite self-avoidance. Gene Ontology annotation, cellular component: axon; plasma membrane. The record is from RefSeq and is a predicted model, not a curated record. Lineage: Eukaryota; Metazoa; Chordata; Actinopteri; Semionotiformes; Lepisosteidae.